Molecule: messenger RNA, 1799 nt
Organism: Porites evermanni
Lineage: Eukaryota; Metazoa; Cnidaria; Anthozoa; Scleractinia; Poritidae
Source: the annotation of a GenBank genome assembly
AUGUACCUAACACCAGACUGGGAGGCAAACAACUAUGGAGAAACAGCAUUUUUUGAAGAAAUUUUAUCCAAAGAUGGCCAGCCAUUCCCUCCAGGCAAACAGCAGUACGAGUGGAUUGCAUCUGUGCGCCCGCGGUAUGGCAGAAUUGUAAUAUUCCGCGGUAUCAUCCCUCAUUCUGCUAGGCCACCAAGUCCUGGCUUCAGUGGAGCGCGAUAUACUUUUGCAUGCAAGGUGAGUGAAGAUUAAGUAAUAUUUAAAGGGGCUCCGUCACGGCUGUCAAGUUUGUUUUUUUAAUUAUGCCAACUACACGUCUUUGUUCGAUAUGGAACUUAAGGAAUUACUUGUGAAUGACAAAACCACAGGUUCGAGUCGAAUGUUCCCAAGCAUUAUAUAAUAUCAUAUCAAAAAGUACAAACAUUAACCACAAAGGACUGCAAAGGACCGCAAACGAAUAUGCCGAAGAAUGUCGGAUCUAUAAAGACCUGAUCAGCAAAAAUGAAAAGUAGACAUAUUAAUUUCUGCAAGCAGAAUACUACAAUGCUGAUCGUACUACGUGAAAAUUAACUCUGCAAGACACCAACACGACACCGAAAGAGCUCAAAACAGAGCGGGAUUGUAGCCAUAGACAGCUGUUACCCCUCUUUGUGGCUCGUUAGUAUGGCGUAACAACCAGAGAAAGCUCUGAUGAAAAAUAUCCACGCACUCUGAUUUAAGCCCUGACCUAGAAUCCUCAACAUAUCAAGAGUUACUAUCAAUGAAAGUGAACUUUGAAAGACUGUUACACCAUGAUAGUUUUCAAAAACCAACAAUUGCAAUCCGUUUCAAUCUUCUUCAAGUUUAUCCAUCAAUACCUUCUUUUGUAUUUGCUGUGUCAUUUAUAACUUCUUUCAAUGUUUUUCUUCGCCCAAUUUAGUGGCAGUUGCCAACGUGACAGAGCUUCUUUUUGCACUGGCCAAUUUUUCUUGAAACUUGUUUUGAAUUUUAUUCUGCGAGCAGAGGUUUCUUUUCAGCAUGGCUUUUAGCGUUUACUAAGUCGUUCCUGACUGUCUUCGUAAACGCAAAAAGCCAUUCAAGAAAGAAACUUCUGCUCGCAUGGUAGUUGCUUGAGACAUUCAGUGUAACUCCCCGCCCCUUCUCCCCCUUGCAGUUUUUCUUGUAAGGAGUAAACUAUUUAUUUCAUUGUUGCCAAAAUCAUUGUGAAAAGUAGGGCUUGAUUUUUCCUAAUUCGCUCGCAACAGUAGUGUUGCAAGACGUGUUCUUCAGAACAUGAAAUUUGGCCUUCAUUUUUUUGGCACUUAGGCAAUCAAAUUCUGUACAUUAUUAGCCAAAUUGGCGACUAGACUUCUUCAUCACACCCUUGUUAAAAAAAUGAAGAUAAAUCUUAAGCAAAAAUGGGCGCCCAAAGCUCGUUGUUUGUGUCAGAAAAUCGCCACAUAAUGAUUUCUAGUGACAAUAAAAAAUAUCUUACGUCUCUGUUACGGUCAACGACUUCUCGGCUAAAUUUGUAACUACACAUACAGGUCUCCCGCACCUAUCGGCUUGCAAUUUCCAAGGCCUUACGUGAAACUCUGGAAUAUCUGAGUAGCGACAAUGAAGAAAAUGUCGACGAUCCAGUUGUUUUCGAGUUGCUAGAAGAAAUGUCAGAUGACGAAGAGAUCGGCCCCGGCCGACCCACCGAGUAUAUUGAGGAACAGCUGGAAAAAUAUCGGCAGAAAAAGAAAGAAUUUUACGAGGACACCAAGAAGAUGACCAUUGAGCAGCUUAUUAAUCCUCAAGGACAAGUUAAGGAUGAGCUUUAA